Jaculus jaculus (lesser Egyptian jerboa) is the source of this 4199-nucleotide messenger RNA. It is a transcript of the gene Nol8, whose product is annotated as nucleolar protein 8. The coding region runs from base 285 to 3704 and encodes 1139 amino acids. The transcript is spliced from 17 exons. Lineage: Eukaryota; Metazoa; Chordata; Mammalia; Rodentia; Dipodidae. The record is from RefSeq and is a predicted model, not a curated record. Gene Ontology annotation, molecular function: RNA binding.
AGAAUUCAGUGGACACGGCGAAGGUGAUUCCUGUCCGCAGAAAUUCAGAAUUUUAUUUUGCAGACGUCGAGGAAGAGGAGGCGGAAGACCUUGCGGUAUUCUGAAAGAAGGGAGGCGGAAUAAAGAGCCUUCGGGGACUGAGUGUGUCAACGGAACCUUAGGAGGCCGGGUUGGACGCCGUGUGGGAAGGAAGAGGAGAUGCGCCUGCUGGCACUUCGGACUGGGAAGUUAAAGGCGACCCACGCUGGCUUUUAGGAGUCCAAGUGGUAUAUGCCCAGCCUUCAAUGAAAGCCAACAGAGAAACAAAGCGCCUUUUUGUGGGAGGCCUUGGUGAGGCCAUUUCUAAAACAGACUUACAAAAUCAGUUCAGCAGAUUUGGAGAUGUUUCAGAUGUGGAAAUCAUUACUCGGAAAGAUGAACAAGGAAACGCACAGAAAGUCUUUGCAUAUAUUAACAUCAGUAUAGCAGAAGCAGACCUCAAAAAAUGUAUGUCUAUGUUAAAUAAAACAAAAUGGAAAGGUGGAACACUACAAAUUCAGCUAGCAAAAGAAAGUUUUUUACACAGAUUGGCCCAAGAGAGAGAGGAAGCUAAAGCAAGGAGAGGCAAGGCAGACACCACCCUGUCAGAAAAGGCGGGGGGAGCACCUUUCCAUAUGAGAGCAGUGCCUGGAACGGAAGUGCCAGGACAUAAGAAUUGGGUUGUAAGUAAGUUUGGAAGAGUCUUACCUGUUCUUCACCUGAAGAAUCAACAUAAACGUAAAAUUAUGAAAUAUGAUCCAUCAAAAUACUGCCACAACCUAAAGGAGAUAGGGGAGGAUUUUCCAAAUACUGUUCCCAUAGCUAGUCUCACUUGGGAAUUGGAAGGAGGCAAUGAUCCUAUGAGUAAGAAACGUCGAGGGGAGUUCUCUGACUUUCAUGGCCCUCCCAAGAAGAUCAUAAAAGUGCAAAAGGGCGUAGAUUCUGCUGAGUCGAAGGGUUCUAAUCCAAAUUCAAGGACUAGUAGUGUAAUGAAGAAUAACACAUUGACCCAGCAACAGGCUGCACAAAAAACAGCAUGUGAUUCCGUUACUCCUAAAUCACUCAUACCCCAUUCCAUUUCUCAGAAACUGAAAAAUCUACUUUUCCAGACUUCUGGCUUUGAAUCUGUGUGGAAGAGAAAUAGCAUGUCUGAUGAUGACCUUGAUUCUGAAGAUGAAUUAAGAAUGAUGAUUUCAGAAGAGGAAAACUUACAGAGAACUGGACAUUCCUCAGUAAAUGAAUCUGAAAAUGACCCCUUUGAAGUUGUAAGGGAUAAUUUCAAAUCAGAUAUUCACAAACAUCAUACUUUAACACAAUUAGGCACCAGUAAUAUCUCCUCUUAUGUUAGCAACAAUAUAGGAAAUGACUCUGAGUAUGACUCAGGCGAUACAGAUGAAAUUAUUGCAAUGAAAAAACACUUUGGUAAUGUCAAGAACUGUGCAGAAUUGUCACAAACAGAAAAGUCUAUAAACAAGAAAACUUCUUUGAAAAAGAAAGAGCUUUCUAAUAAUUGUGCCAAAGUACAAAAAACAAAAACCAACACAGAAUCAGUCCUCAGUCGUGGAGUAAAAUCUCCGAGUCGUCAGUCUCCGUCUGACUCCAGCACUAGUGACGGUGAGGAGUCGGAAGGAGAUGAAGAGUACAAAGCCAUGGUGAAAAACUGUCCUCGGGUCACUCUUACUCUAGCUGACUUGGAACAGUUGGCCUGCAGUGACCAGGAGAUGCCAGGAAAAGAUACUGAGAUUGAUGGUCUGCAAACCCCCGAGCCCUGUGAGCUUGACAGAACCUCCAAAACCCCCAAGACACCUCGUGGCCGAAAGUGCAUUUGUCCAGAGGAGAUUGUGGCUUCCCUUUUAGAGGAAGAGAACGGUUAUGAGAACUCAAAAUCAAAGGAAAACAACUUAAAGCCAAAAUUUCAGGCAUUCAAGGGACUAGGCUGUCUCUAUGGAAAGGAAUCCGUGGAAGAACCUUUGAAAGAGACAGUUGCUUUUAAUAAUAUUAAUGGGCAUCAGAGUUCAUUGACACAUGCCAGGCCCAGUAGCAUUUCUGUAGAAAAUGGAUCCCCAUGUGCUGAUGGCUCAAGCAAACUGACUUCAUGCCAACCUGCAAAGAAGGUGAACAGCCCAGACCACCUUCAGCGGCACAAAAAGCAGGACUGUAAGUUAGAGUCCUCUAGCUGCUCUGCAAAGGGAAGCAAAGAUUCUGCUUUGUGUCUGUUGCCAUUAAAGAGUAAAAAAUCCCUAAGUAUUAGUGCAGAGACUCCCAGAAUAGACUUUGACAAAGAUACUACAAUUAGAGACACUUCGGAGGAAGAGAAGACUGACUCCAGCAGCCCCACACCUGCUGAGAUACCACCAAAGGUCUGUCCUAGGAAAGACGUUCAGAAAAGCACAGAUGAUUUCUCACCUUCUAUUAGAAAUGCGUCAGAUGUGAAUGCUAAAGAUAAGCAUGCUAAAGACAAUCAGAAGCGUUUGGCAGCCUUGGAAGCGAGGCAGAAAGCCAGAGAAAUGCGGAAGAAGCUGGUACAUGAAGCACUGGCAAAUUUGGAUGGUCAUCCAGAGGACAAGCCAACGCACAUUGUCUUCGCUUCUGAUGGUGAGAGUGACUCAGAGGACACAUCUACUCAAGAGCAAAGCUGUCCAGGAGAAGAGCUAGUAAAACAGGAGUCCAUGGCAAAGACAUCUGGGAAGCUGUUUGACAGCAGUGAGGAUGAGGAAUCUGGUUCCGAGGAUGAUGAUGACAGGUUCAAAAUUAAACCUCAGUUUGAGGGCAGAGCUGGCCAGAAGCUCAUGAAUUUACAGUCGCAGUUUGGAAGUGAUGAAAGAUUCCGAAUGGACUCUCGAUUUCUAGAGAGUGACAGUGAAGAGGAGCAGGAAGAGGUAAAUGAAGAUACAAAUGCAGAGGAAGAUGAGCUUGCUGCGGAAAGAAAGAAAACCCUGAAUGUUGCACAAAGUGUUUUGAACAUCAACUUGAACAAUGCUACAAGCAAAGGAUCAGCACCUGCUAAGAAAUUUAAGGAUGUCAUACGUUAUGACCCAACAAGGCAGGACCAUGCCACUUACGAAAGAAGAAAGGAUGAUAAACCAAAAGAAAGUAAAGCAAAACGAAAGAAGAUAAAGGAGGAAGCUGAGAAGCUGCCUGAGGUAUCUAAAGAAAUGUACUAUAACAUUGCUGCGGAUUUGAAAGAAAUAUUUCAAACUACAAAAGAUCCCAGUGAGAAGGAAGAGGGCACGGCCUGGAAUGAGGACUGUGCUGGAGAGGAGAUCCAUAAUGCUGCUGCUCUGACAAGUGAGGCUGAGCAGGCCAGUGGGUUCACCUUCUCCUUUUUUGAUUCAGAUACUAAAGAUGUAAAGGAAGACACCUAUAGAGUUGAAGCAGUGAAACCUGUGAAGAUUGUCUGUCAGGGAGGCGCCCGUCUCCAGGAUAGCAGUUCAGAAGAGGAUGAUGUCACUGAAGAAGCAGAAUACACAAAGCCCAGUCCUGGAGAAGAAGCAUUUCCUGAAAAAGAGACUACUAGAUUUUUCUUUUUCUCUAAAAAUGAUGAAAGACUUAAUGGUUCUGGCUUAUUCUGGAGUGGUGUAGCAAAUAAUAUCAGCAAGACUUCUUGGGAGGUCCGAACAAAUAACCUGCUCAUGGAUUGUCGGAAGAAACAUAAAGAAGCCAAAAGGAAGAUGAAACCAAAAUAACAAUGUCAGCCUUGGUUUUGAUAUCGAAUAUAAACAUGGCGCACCUCAUCACCUUGGGAAAUUAACCCAGAAAAUAGUCUUAACUAACAAAGGGGAAAUUUCAGAGUAGAAACAUAUUCAAGAUCCAGAUAAUGGUGUAUCAUUCUGGUUGCCUUUUUUUUUCCUGUAUGGAAUCCCUCUGUAUUUCUUCCUAGGUGGCUAUAUACAAAAACUGAACUGAGCCAGGUGCAGUGGCACGCACCUGUAGCCCCAGCACUUGGGAAGCGGAAGUGGAAGGAUCAUUUGAGUUGCCCAAGUUUUCUACCAGCCUGAGCCACAUAGUGAGAUCCUGUCUCAAUCUGUUCGCCCUUCAUACUCAGUAGCCAAUGUGCAUAUUCUGAUGGCUUAUCCAAAACAUUUUUAAAUAAAUGCACUGCUUAAAUAUUUCUAAUUAUACCAAAUACUGUACCUUACCUCCAUUUUGUCCUUUUUGCUUAAAAAUUAGUUAAAAGUCAA